AUGAUUGGUUACACCCAUGGACAACAAGCCUACAAACUCCUGGACCUACAGAAAUGCACUGUGUCCUCUAGCCAGCAUGUGAGGUUUGAUGAAUCUGGUUCCCUCAGCCUUCUGGAGUUAAGGCCAUGGACACCAGACCCCACUGGCAAACAGUGGGAGGGCCUUAUCCCACCACAACUCCACUGA
Molecule: messenger RNA, 186 nt
Organism: Pisolithus orientalis
Lineage: Eukaryota; Fungi; Basidiomycota; Agaricomycetes; Boletales; Pisolithaceae
Exons: 1
Coding region: 1-186 (61 amino acids)
Source: RefSeq, a predicted model, not a curated record